Molecule: messenger RNA, 369 nt
Organism: Echinococcus granulosus
Lineage: Eukaryota; Metazoa; Platyhelminthes; Cestoda; Cyclophyllidea; Taeniidae
Exons: 5
Coding region: 1-369 (122 amino acids)
Source: RefSeq, a predicted model, not a curated record
AUGUCUACUUCACAAUUAUACGGAUGUUAUUUAAAUAAGGAAUUUCCAAAUGUGGAAUUGAACAAUAUUUUGAUAGAGGGGAUCUCAGCUAGCAUGCUUGCACUCAAAUUUGAUCCAACCCAAAAUCGUUUCGCAAAUUGUAAACCAGACAUAAGCUUUAUGUGUUGUAGGUUUACAAAUAAGGGAAAACAUCUUCCUUGGCCAUGCAAGAAUCAACAUUGCAUUUAUUAUGUUAUUAGCGAAAUUGAGAAACUAAGGAUAUACCAUUUUCAAUCAAGCCUAUGCAAUAAACUACUUCUUACUCAGAUACUCAUAGCUGGAAUAUUAAAACCACUUUCUAAUUUAUGCUUACCAAUCUAUUUCAAUUAA